Messenger RNA from Danaus chrysippus (African queen), 402 nucleotides. The record is from the annotation of a GenBank genome assembly. NCBI's taxonomy places the organism in Eukaryota, Metazoa, Arthropoda, Insecta, Lepidoptera, Nymphalidae.
AUGAAGACUUUCAUUGUACUCGCCGCUAUCCUCGUCGCUGCUCAGGCUUUAACUGAUGAGCAGAAGCAAAAGUUGAGCAAGCACAAAUCGGAAUGUCUCGCAGAGUUUAAACCGGACGAACAGCUCGUGGAGAAGCUUAAGGCUGGAGAUUUUAAGACCGAAAAUGAGCCUCUGAAGAAGUACGUACUCUGCAUGUUGAUGAAGUCAGAGUUGAUGACCAAGGAAGGCAAAUUCAAGAAGGAUGUCGCUCUCGCCAAAGUACCUAACGCUGAGGAUAAACCCGCUGUUGAAAAGUUGAUCGAUGCUUGCCUCGCCAACAAGGGUAACACUCCUCAACAAACAGCCUGGAACUACGCCAAGUGCUAUCACGAGAAGGACCCAAACCACUCCAUCUUCCAGUAA